AUGGACAACAACAACGCCAUGGACGACAGCGCGAUGAUGCGGUACCUGCUGGGGAAGUACGGGCUGACGGAUCUUGUGGGCAUGCUACGGUCAAUGUCGGCAAAUGAGCAAGGCAUGGUACCACCUGUUAGUUCCAGCAGCAACAGUCAUAUUGCUGUGGCUUUCGAAGCCAACCCGAGUCCGAUCUCCUUUUCCGACGCCAGUUCCAUCACCGGUAGUCUCUACUCUACCUGUUCCGACACCUCAUCCUUCCACAGCCUGAGCCUCGCGCCCUCUCCAGCGUCGAACCAAAACGUGAUGCCAGGGCACAAUCCCGCACAAACCUCGUCUGUACGCUCUAUUGGCCGCAAGGUCGUCCGUCGAGCAGCCGGCGCAUCAAAACGCUCGAACCUAGGGGGGAUUGGCAGUGCGUGGGGGAACAAAAAGCAAGAUCCUUUCGAGUGCCCAUUUUGCGGGGAACGAGGGAUCACAGUUGAGAUCAAGCGGAAGAACGAUCUGAAGCGCCACUUCCACGAGUUUCACACCAACCACUCGGUCUGGACAUGCGCAGCUCCCGGCUGUGGCUUGCCAUUCGAGUGGAAAUCAGCGUACACUAACCACUUGAAAUCCUGCCAUCAGGGCGUCGGACCCUUACCUGACGACGCAAUGGCCAAGACGUGCCCACAGGUUGUGUUCGCUUGCGGCUUCCAGGACUGCAAGCGCAUUUUCGAGGCACAGAGCGACGAAGACGCCGACAAGAAAGCCCACGAAUACUUUGCUCACGUUGCAGACCACUUUGACGGAGAUGGUCUUACGCAUCGCGACUGGUCCUAUUCCGCGAGAUUCCGGAACCUGAUGCGGCAGUCUCCAGUCGACGAGGCAUGGAAACGCCGCGUUAAAAUGUCAUCCGAGUCGCCCGCCUGGCAGGCCCUAUCGUCCUUCACGCUACGAAAGAUGCUCGAGUGCCGCCACAUCUCGGAUGUCCAGCAGUUUGUGCAAUGCGCUUCGGCGAUGGGAUAUGCAAAGAAGGACACACCGCCUACCCUGCCACCCGGAUUCUUCAUCCCGAUUCGUGCCACAUGCCAAAUGGCCUCAGUCAACCAUCGCGCCAACCGCAGCCAGACCAGCCUGGACCAGCUUCAACAGCACCACCAGCAACACCAACAACACCAACACCAGCAGCAACAGGGCGUUGACAUCCCCGACUUUAGUCCUUUCGAGACACCCCUGCCUACAUUCCCCAAGGUGGAAGAGGACGCCCAGAGCAUGUCAAAGAUAAGCAUGGUGCCGGCGCCGCUAAACUUCACACCUCAAAGUCUUCCGUCAGAUGCCGGGUCAUGGACUACACAAGAUCCUCAAUCUGCCAUGACUUCAGCACAAGAUCUGUCUAACACGUCAUUCCUAUUCCUCGACCCCGACGACACUAUCAUGAGCACACCCAACAUGCCCAACAUGCAGCUUCCGACGGCGCCAACGAAUUCUUUCGGCUACUGGACGGAUCUUCUGGCGCAGAGCAACAACUACUCAAACAUGUCAGCGUCGAUGGUCGUUCCAGGUGAUCAACAGCACCAGCACGGUCACCAUAUGCACCAGCAACACUACACGACAUCGAGGGCCCCGGACCCGCCCAUUGGACUUGAUCAAGGCCAGCAGCAGGGCAGUAUGUCCCAGGCGUCACAGAAGCGACGAUGGAGCAUGCGGACCUCUAGCUCUGGCCAGACGGUUAGGCCUCCUCGCGAAAGCGCCCAGGGCGUGCCCUACAGAGACUCAACCUUGACCACAGCCACUGAGUCGCGACCUGGCUCGAUCAUGUCCAGCGUCUUCCACUUUGGCGGGUCAUAA
This is a messenger RNA of Diaporthe amygdali, 1821 nucleotides long. RefSeq lists its product as uncharacterized. The transcript is spliced from 3 exons. NCBI's taxonomy places the organism in Eukaryota, Fungi, Ascomycota, Sordariomycetes, Diaporthales, Diaporthaceae. Bases 1 to 1821 code for a protein of 606 amino acids. The record is from RefSeq and is a predicted model, not a curated record.